Messenger RNA from Spodoptera litura, 3294 nucleotides. It is a transcript of the gene Dyrk2, whose product is annotated as Dual-specificity tyrosine phosphorylation-regulated kinase 2. Gene Ontology annotation, molecular function: ATP binding; protein serine/threonine kinase activity; protein serine/threonine/tyrosine kinase activity. Gene Ontology annotation, cellular component: cytoskeleton; nucleus; cytoplasm. The record is from RefSeq and is a predicted model, not a curated record. Gene Ontology annotation, biological process: peptidyl-serine phosphorylation; peptidyl-threonine phosphorylation. Lineage: Eukaryota; Metazoa; Arthropoda; Insecta; Lepidoptera; Noctuidae.
GUACGCCGCGACGCGGCUAAAAAUAAAAUAGUAAAACUCUAUAAACACAAUACAACCUUUUUGUAUAGUUUUUGAAUAGAUUAUGAGUGAUACUGUGUCUCAAAAUGGGCGUGGAUAGUUUGCCGCAAAGGCCGAAUUUGCAAAUCGAGGCUGGUGCUGGCGAAGGUCCAGGUCCACCAGUGAACAAUAACUCCGAGGGUGCAGUCGCUAGCCCCCCUCGUGAUGACAACCACAACGCGCAGCAACCACCCCCUGUCACACCCAGGGCCAGACCACUCACUCCUGCAGAAGCCCUGAAGCUGUACGGAGACAGGUUAUCAGAAUGGGAGAGGAAUGAAGUCAGGAAGUACCCUGAGGUGUGGUUCCUGGGGCUGGACUCCAACAAGGUGCAGGCGCGCGCCAACCUGCCCAACAACUGCGGGUUUGAUGACGAGAAUGGUAGCUAUAAUAAGCAAAUCCACGACCACAUAGCCUAUAGAUAUGAGAUUCUCGAAGUGAUCGGCAAAGGAUCCUUUGGCCAGGUCAUCAGGGCUCAAGACCACCGCACAGGGACGCAGGUCGCGAUCAAGAUCAUCAGGAAUAAGAAGCGGUUCCAUCAUCAGGCGCUGGUGGAAGUGAGAGUGCUGGAUCAUCUCCGGUUGAAGGAUAAGGACCAAGCCCACAACGUGAUUCAUAUGCUCGACUAUUUCUACUUUAGAAACCAUCUUUGCAUCAGUUUUGAACUUAUGAGUAUCAACUUGUACGAGCUAAUCAAGAAGAACAACUACCAAGGGUUCAGCCUGAGCCUCAUCAGGAGGUUCGCGAGUUCCCUCCUCCGAUGCCUCAGGCUGCUGGAAGGGGAGAACAUCAUACACUGUGACCUCAAACCAGAGAACAUUCUACUAAAAGCGAGAGGCAGUUCCUCAAUCAAGGUGAUUGACUUCGGGAGCUCUUGCUACACACAUGCGCGGGUCUACACCUACAUACAGUCGAGGUUCUACCGUAGCCCUGAGGUUAUACUGGGCUUGCAGUACGGGACACCUAUCGACAUGUGGAGCAUGGGAUGCAUCCUAGCGGAACUCCACACGGGUUACCCCCUGUUCCCGGGCGAGAAUGAAUCAGAACAGCUGGCUUGCAUCAUGGAGCUGCUUGGACCACCUCCCCCAGACCUGCUGCUGCAUGCUACAAGGAAGAGAUUGUUCUUUGACUCAAAAGGCUGCCCCCGCAGCAUCACCAACUCUAAGGGCCGCAAGCGGAGGCCUGGCACCAGAGCGCUCACCACCAUCGUGAGGUCAGACGACCCUGCCUUCCUGCACUUCUUGCACAGAUGUCUUGAAUGGGAUCCAAAGCGGCGAAUUACUCCAACGGAAGCCUCUCGUCACGAGUUCGUCACGGGAUGUGCUCUGGGCACGGCCCCAGCUGGAGUGCUGGCAUUACCUCGACUGGCACCGCCACGACCCACACGAGGAGCUCUCCUGCACUCGCAGUCCGCAGGCGACGUCGCCGCCAUGUUGGGCAGGGCGUGACCUCGCGACUCCUGAGUAAGGGUCGGCUCCGGAGGCCUGCCGUAGACAGCUUCGUUUUGUUUCCGUAGGUACAACGAGUAGGACUCCGACAGGGCCUCGACAGGCUCACAACAUGACUUUAGUGUAAUCAGUUCCUUUAUAUUCGGUGUCCUUGUUGUUCUUAUAUUGGAAUUCAAGUAUUCAGAUGUUACUUAUAAGGGUGUUUUUCGUGUUUAAGCAAUAAGUAAGAAAUCAGAAUUAGAACCUAGAGCGGACAAUAAAUCAAGGGCUAUCAGAGGUCAUCUGCAGCGACUGUAGCCCGCUGAACGAAACGAUUGAGCAACUUCCUAAGCGAUUGUAACGCGUAAGAUUUACUGAGUGUCUGAUUGUGACCUAAUCUCUGCUAUUAUUGCACAUCCUUCAUCUAUCUUCUAUACUUUACUUCUGACCUUGAAUGUGUAUUUUUCUCCGUUUAGCGUAAAUGGUCGUAAAAAUGUCAUUAAGGUGUUUACGACUAAUAGUCAUCAAAUUAGACGAGAGAUCGCCACUCUAACACCAGUAGUUGUGAAGCAACACUAAAACACAGUAAACGACCCACAGUGUGAUGGGUAAUGGGGUCAUAUCGGCAACAUAAUAGCCAUUAAAGACACUUAGCUUAAAUGAGUUACUUCACAACGUCUGCUUGCAAAAAUUUUGGCAAAAAUAUUUUUGGGUUGUGUGGAAAAGUGGCAAUUAUAUCUAUUGUUACCUAAUGUCACUAUGUUAUUGGUACCUAGUUAGUAUUCGUGACUGUUUCGGCUAGUUGAGUGCAUUGCCUCCACCUCCAUAUACACGGAAUACAAAUGAGUGGUUACAUUUAAAAAGUGUCACAAAGUCGUAAAUAUUUUGUAACAUAUUUUUUGUUCAAUAUUGUCAUUGUUGCGACAUUUUUUUGUUUUUAUUUCUGUGAAGUAACAAGGUGAAGUUUUGAACAAAAUACGAACGUAUUCUUAAAGUGCCAAAGAUCAUUAUUUUUAUAAGAAAGCUGAAUUAUUUCUGUUAUUAAUUUAUAGGUUCAUUAUUUCCAAUGGUUUGUCUGUCAAAUGCCUGCUCGAGGUCCAUGAUAAAGUAGGUAGAUGAACCUAAACUUAGUAUUAUACUAAGUGUAUUUCUAAUAUCUAAUACCAUAUCGUCAAAUAUCAUUCUUCUUUCGAUGUCGAGGUAGAAUCUACCAGAAUUUCUGUUUCUUAAGCUCCUUUAAACCCCUCUGUCCAAUGUUGUGUCGACUGAAACAUAGUACAAGUUUGUAUACGUUCUCAUAUCACAGAAUGGCUCUAUUUAUACAUUAAAAUACUUUAAUUUAUGUGCACUAAACGACUGUGUUUAUAGAAUCUAUAAUGGCGAAUGGAAUUAUAGAGACCAGAGAGCUAAAAUGGAUAAUAAAUCAGUCUUGUACGCAACACGUCUAACACAACUUCGUCUGAUUGUGAUUACGGUCUGAUUCUAUCUUUAAUAUUAAGUCUAAAUUGGGUUUUACUAAUUCCAUUGAUCGUUAUUAGAAGCAACAAGUUGGAAGCUUGUGUAAAGUUUUCAAUCUAACAAUAAUAUUACUCUAGUUUUAUCUAUUUGAUCGUAUUAUUAGGAGGCAAUAAAGCGCGCCAUUUUUGUUUGCCUUCGUUUCAAAAUUAGAUCGUGCUAGGAUUUGUUUUUUUUUAGGUUUAUAUGCGACAGACAAAAUAUUGCUAUAUUUAUUUGGCGUUUCAUUUGAGAACGAAAACCUCUUUGGUGGAUUUUUAGUGAAAGGAGAAUGGCAGGUUUGUAUGGAGGUUUG